AUUUGCUAUGAGGAGACUUUUUAGGGCUGAGUUAAAAAAAAACACUCAGGAUUUUUUUUUUUUUUUUAGCUGAGCAGCAGGGCGGGUGAACUCACUCUCCCUUUCUUCUUGUUGCUGUGUCUCAGUUUCAUCUUUCAGUCUCCAGCUCUGCCUUCAGCUGCACCUCGGACAAACCAGGGAGGAAACGUUCCGACUGACGGCUGAAGAUGAGGUCUCACCUGCUUUUCCACGUCACCUGCGUGACUCUGCUCUGGCUCUGCUGCGGGUUGUCUCGUUCCACUCCGCUGUUCUACAACCUGUCGAUGGACGGCAGCGGCGACGAGCCGGAGCUCAUCUUCCCCACGUCCUUCACCACCCGAGCGCCCGUUCACCUCACCGUGGUCACGGAGCCUCCCACCCUCACCACCGCCAUCACCAACACCAUCACCACCACCAUGAUCCGUCUGAAAGACUUCGUCCUGACCCGAGUGGUGGACUUCCUGCAGGAGAACCUGCUCAUCAUCAUCGUCGUCACCUCUCUCCUCAUCGUCAUGGUCUUCAUCAUCUGCUGUGCCUCGGCCAUGAGUCACAAGCGCAAGCUGGAGGCCUACAAGCCCCUGCCGAACCCCCCCAGGAAGCCCACAGCCAAGAAAAGUGGCGGGAGCAAGACCCCCGGUGAGCUCCAGGACAAGCCGUACGCAGUGGACCACGUCAAGCGGGUCCAGACUCUGAGCUCGGCCUCUCCCAAGCACCUGCGCACCCCCUCCAAGGCUCUGGUGGGGGAAAUGGGUCGAGACGUCAGGUCGUCGCCUCGCCAGGAGGUCAGAAAGGUCAGGGAGGCGGAGGAGGUGGAGAAAAGGCGGGAAGAGGUGAAACACAAGGAGGAGGUGAAACACAAGGAGGAGGUGAAGGUCAAGCAGAGCUCCAGCUCCAGCCAGCCGGUCUGCACCUGCCAUCUGAAAAACUCCACCCACUAGGGUCCGACCGAGGAGCUUAGUCCACAUGAAGACGAGCAAAAGAGGUCAAAGGGUCACGCAGAGAGAGAAGCACCUGAAGUCAUGCCUCAAUUGAAGGAAUUCCCUUAUUGUAAAAAUGUUCAACAAACCUGAAAUGUUCCGAGUCUUUCAGAACACAUAUUUUAGUCUCAUCUGUAGAAACGGUGAAAACRGAUAAGAAGAAAUGUAAUUGUAAACAAAGUAAAUCCAGAGCUGACUGGUUACACAGUGAGUAGAUAAUUAUAGAGUAUGUGUGGGUUGAUAUAAAAAUAAYGUUUCCCACUAUUUUGUUUUUGUUUCAGUAUUUAAAAUGCAUCUGAUGAGUCAGCAGAUGUGAGCCGAACAACAUCUGAUCUCUAAAUACACAUUGAAGGGUCUCCGUGGUCCGUUUUGCCAUCCCAGCCCGGCAGGUUUUCCUGCUCUGUGAAUUCGUUUUAGUGGCUCCACCACCAAACACAGAACCACAGGGACCUGCAUCGCUUCACCGAGAUCACACACUUCACUGGAAAUAACUCCCUGCAAAAGACUAAACACAAGAACGACCUUUAUUGUUUAAACAGCCGAGCGGUGUUCCAGCAGACGGAGCAAAGAAACACGAAGAGCCUCAAAGAUGAAUCAUUCAAGAUUCUGUGAAGAAACACGAGGAAAACAGAAGUGAAGGGCCAGUGAUUUUUUUUAUUUAACUUGCUUUCAUAUUUACUUGAUUUUUGGUGACUUAGUGUUAUUUUAUGUAUUUUAUUCAUUUUGCAGUUUGUUUUAUAAAUCCAAAACUAAAAACCAAAAUGAGAUAUUGCUUAUUUAGGUGCUUGAUUUCUGUAGAUUAAAACACAGAAAUCCCCAUAGUCAUUCUUUCUAUAUUUAUUUGACAUUUGUUAUCUUCUUUCAGCUGUAGAGUGCAAUAUCGGCAGAUUUACUGAUUUCAGGGUGUAGGUUUAUGUAUUUAUAAGAUAGAUUUAGCUUUUAAUUCAUAAAGAGUCGAUAAAAGAGUCAGAGUGGGGUGAUUUUUCAGAUCUACAAAACUACCAUUUAAAGAUAUCUGCAUUUCAGUUUMAUUGCUGAGGUUUUUCAUUGUUAAUAAAUUAAUAUAAAUGUUUGAGCUGUAGUUUCUCUGUUUUAUGAUGUGUGGCUGUGUCAUGGCUAAAAGACAUACAUGACUUUUUCUGUGACAU
Molecule: messenger RNA, 2143 nt
Organism: Austrofundulus limnaeus
Lineage: Eukaryota; Metazoa; Chordata; Actinopteri; Cyprinodontiformes; Rivulidae
Product: transmembrane protein 119a
Exons: 2
Coding region: 207-956 (249 amino acids)
Biological process (GO): positive regulation of osteoblast proliferation; positive regulation of osteoblast differentiation; ossification
Cellular component (GO): plasma membrane
Source: RefSeq, a predicted model, not a curated record